This is a messenger RNA of Parnassius apollo (apollo), 444 nucleotides long. The record is from the annotation of a GenBank genome assembly. NCBI's taxonomy places the organism in Eukaryota, Metazoa, Arthropoda, Insecta, Lepidoptera, Papilionidae.
AUGGGCGGAAGGUGUGAAGCAUGCAGAGCAAACCUAAAUGUUACUCAAAAACAAAUAAAAUGCACACAAUGUUCGCAUAACUACCAUUCAGAGUGCAUAAAUUUUAAUAAUGAUACUGCUUCAAGAUCUGAAUGGAAGUGUCCCGCUUGCACUGCUUCUUGUCGAAAAGGUGGUGAUAACAGUAACACUCCGAUACGAACUAAUAAGUCUCCUUCCAACACCGUUUACGAUAAAACUACGUAUAGAUCAUCAAACAAAAGUACUGACCAGCCUACAUGUAUCACUGAGACCAGUAGUUGCCAACCAUAUAAUUUGGAAUUAAUUAAUAGCAUAGAGUUAGACAAAAAACUCAGUGCUAUAAAAUUCGAUAUAAUUCAAGAGUUGAAAUUAUCACUUAUCACUGAAAUAAAAAACGAAAUAACUAGUAACCUUAAACAGCUGUAA